Messenger RNA from Rotaria socialis, 2163 nucleotides. The record is from the annotation of a GenBank genome assembly. Lineage: Eukaryota; Metazoa; Rotifera; Eurotatoria; Philodinida; Philodinidae.
AUGUCGCAAAAUCAAUCGAAAAGUACCACUAAUAAAUAUUGGAAACCAGGAAGUACUCGACCACCACGACAACAAUCAUCAUCAAUAGUUGAUCGACAAGAUUCAACAUCAGAAAAUGUUGAUCUUUAUCAACAUUCGAGUAUGUCUAUUGUUCAACAUCGUCGUCAUUUGCCGAUUGCUGCGUAUAGAACACAUAUAUUACAUUUACUUGAAAAAUAUCGAACUUUAAUAAUUAUUGGAGAAACAGGUAGUGGAAAAUCAACGCAAAUUCCUCAAUAUCUUCUUGAAAGUGGUUGGACACGUAAUGGAAAAUUAAUUUGUAUGACUGAACCUCGUCGUAUAGCAACUAUUCAAUUAGCACAACGUAUUGCAGAUGAAAAAGAUGUUGUACUAGGAAAAGAAAUCGGUUAUCGAAUACGUUUCGAAGAUGUUUAUUCAAGUGGUUUAACACAAAUAUUAGUAAUGACAGAAGGACUUCUAUUACGUGAACUUAUGUAUGAUCCAUUAUUAACACGAUAUAAUGUAAUUAUUAUUGAUGAAGCACAUGAACGUUCAAUUCAAACUGAUCUUCUAUUAGGAUUGUUAAAAAAAAUUCAAAGACGUCGACGAGAUUUACGUCUCAUUAUAACAUCAGCUACAAUUGAUAGUGAACGAUUACGUGCAUUUUUCGAGCAUCAGCCAACUUCAAUAUCAAAAACUGAAAAUCAACCUGAAGAAAACAAAAAUGAAGACGAAAAACUUGAUGAAUGCUUUAUCAUGAGUGUUGAAGGUCGCUCAUAUCCAGUUGAAAUUUAUCACACAACUGAACCUGUUCCAGAUUAUUGUAAAGCAUGUGUUGAUACAUGUAUACAAAUACAUGAAAAUGAAAAAUAUAAUGAACAAGGCGAUAUUCUAUGUUUUAUAUCUGGACAAGAUGAUGUUUUACGUAUUAUACGUGAUUUACAUGAUUAUGCAAGACGUUUAAAUGAUGAACAACAGCAUCUAAAACUAUUUGAAAAGACACCAAUAAAUACGCGAAAAAUAAUUGUUGCAACAAAUAUUGCUGAAACAAGUUUAACAAUUCCAAAUAUUGUUUAUGUUAUCGAUUGUGGUUAUGUUCGGUUAAAAUUAUUUAAUCCUGAAUUUGGUUUUGAAGUUUUAACAACAUUGCCAAUAACAUGUUCAUCCGCAUUACAACGUGCUGGUCGAGCAGGACGUGUUCGUUCAGGCAAAGCCUAUCGUCUUUAUCCAGCAGUUGAAUAUAAAAAAAUGAAAGAAUUUCAAUUACCUGAAAUACAACGAUGUGAUUUAGCUUUAGCUGUUCUUCAAUUGAAAGCGUUAGGUAUACACAAUAUUGUUCGAUUUGACUUUCCAUCGCCACCACCAUCAAAAAAUCUACUUCAAGCUAUUGAAUGUCUAUAUGCAUUACGUGCUAUUGAUCAACAAUCUCAUUUAACGAGCGAUUUAGGUAUGAAAAUGGCUGAACUACCAUUACAUCCAGCACAUGCACGAGCAUUAAUUCUUUCACUUGAAUAUGGAUGUACACAAGAAAUAUUAAAAAUAAUUGCAUCACUUCAAGUUAAACAUGUUUUUCAUAAUCCGCCAAAUGAAAAGAUGCGUGCAGCAAAAUUACAUAGUAGCUUUGCCUGUCAAGAAGGAGAUCUCAUUACUGUACUUAAUGUUAUUAAAGUAUUUGAACAACAAAUGAUGCCACAACAAUUUUGCGAUAAGUAUAUGUUGAAUCUAAAAUCAUUAAAACGUAUUCUUGAAAUAAAAGAUUCAUUAGAAAAAUCGCUUCGUCGUAUAAUAGCAAAGAAUAAUAAAAUACUAUCAUCGUCGGGUGAUGAUGUUAUACCAGUUCUUAAAUGUUUAACAGAUGGUUUUUUUAUGAAUGCUGCACAACUUUCAAUCGAUGGUUAUACUUAUCGAACAUUUCGUGGUUCAUUGCAAGAACUUUAUAUACAUCCGUCAUGUAUUUUAUCAGCAAUAUUAUCAAAACAAGAUACAACACAAAGUCAGUUACCUAAAACAAUAUUAUUUAAUGAGCUGAUUCAAUCAUCGAAAAUUUUCAUGUCUGAUAUCACUGUUAUUGAUCCAAAUUGGUUGUAUGAAAUUGCUGGACACUAUUACGAACAAUUAUCGACUAGGCAAUGGAUUUUAAAGGAGUCAUGCGAUUUAGAAUAA